AUCAUCUGUAUCGCCAAUGACCUCUAUGCGCCCGCCCUCAGGCCUCUGCGCCUCGUGGCAGAGGUACAUGUGUUCCAGCCGCCAACCACCAACAGAGUUGUCUCAAGGCUGCGGCACAUAUGUGAGGCGGAAGGGUUUGAGGCGGAUGUGCGGGGACUCACUGCCCUGGCUGCCCAGACAGACGGGGAUAUCAGGGCGUGUCUCAACACCCUGCAGUUCCUGCACCGAGCUAACAGGGCACUGCGAGCGUCGGAGGUGGCAGAGCAGGUGGUGGGGCGCAAAGACACCACCAAGGGGCUCAUGGACGUGUGGAAUGAGGUAUUCUUUCCCACUUCCCUCCGCUCGGUCCCCAAGCCUCUCUCCUCCGCACCACGACCACCAUCAGCAGCAGCAGCAGCAUCACCCUCGCUCCACUCCUCCUCCUCCUCCUCCUCGCCAUCCCAGCCUGCCUCGCACUAUUCUCGCUUCGACUCACUCAUCUCCCAGCAAGGCGGCACGUCCGACACGCUUCUGGAUGGCAUUCACGACAACCUGCUGCACGCUGCUCUCUCCGAUGUAUCCCUGCGCAAGACUUCGUCGUCGUUGCACUGGCUGGUGUGUGCCGACCAGUGGCACCACAGGGCCAUGGCGUCUCAGCAGUUCGCCUUGCUGGCGUUUGAGACAUGUGCCAUGUACGCCAUUCGAGCCACCAUGGGUGCAGCAGACAGACACCCCCUCGAAUGGCCCAAGGCCCAUGCCAGGUACCGCUCACAGCACACGGUGCGCAGGGAGACAGUGGAGGCGUGGCGGGGCGCCAUGCUACCAGCCAUAGCACGCACCUCUCCCCUGCGCUCUCUCGUCCCUGACCUCGUCUCGCCGCUGCUCUCCGUCAUCUCAGCCACCCCCAUCCGCCCUGUGGCAGGGCAGUUAUUGACGCCAUGGGAGAAGGCCGCGCUCGCACAGCUCGUGGCCACCAUGCUCGACUAUGGCCUCUCCUACCGCCAUGCGCACCAGCUUCCCUGGCACCGCCGCACUGGUUUUCCCGGUGGUGCUGCUGGUGGUGGAGUGGAGGGGGGUUUCGGUGGUGGUGAUGCACACUUGACCGGGCCUGUGCUUGAUCCUCCGCUCACGGAGUUUGUUGUGUUUGAUGUGCGUUGCUGUGAUGUGACCAUGGCAGCUGCUCUGGGUGUUGAUACUGAAGGACUUCGACCCCCACCAUACGUCAUGUCAAUAUCUGCAGCAGUGCGCCAACUCAUAGGCCGAGAGAUUGAGCUUGAGCGCAUCCGGCGGGACUCGGUGCGAGUGAAAUCAGCAUCCACUCCCAAUGCUGCUGCUCCUCAGCCCCCUCCAGCUCUUCCUCGUCCUCCUCCUGCUCCUGCUCCAAACCUCCCUCCUACUGCUCCGGCUGUGUCUCAUCAACAACCACAAUCUGCUUCUCUGCCGCAACCUGCCAAUGGUGUCCCACAGAGCAGCAAGGGGAAAGGUACCCAGACUGGUGAUGGUAAGGCCAAGAAGAAUGGAAUCCCUAUGGAAGGUAAAUCUGUGAAGCCGCAGGAUGCAUCAGGCAGCGCUCAGCAAGGAAGCGACGCCAAACCAGCCAAAGUAAAGGAGAUGCAGCGACGACCCUUUCGGGGUUUCACCAGGUAG
This is a messenger RNA of Closterium sp. Naga37s-1, 1626 nucleotides long. The record is from the annotation of a GenBank genome assembly. Lineage: Eukaryota; Viridiplantae; Streptophyta; Zygnematophyceae; Desmidiales; Closteriaceae.